AUGAGUAUUGUUCAUCAUCGGUUCACUUUGUCAAUAGAGCAGUGCGGGACGUGCGUGGUGGAUGGCGGUCCUUUGACUGAGAAUGGUGCCGUUGGCUACACUUACGAUCCUGACGACUGUGGCGCAUACUGGGUGUGCAUUAGGCGCAGUGAGAGAGGUGACGAUGGUUGGAUGUACGAUGUUUUCAGGAGAGCCUGUGCACCUGGAACUCUCUGGAACCAGGACGUUCAGUCCUGUAGCCGGUGCUACGACGUGGCAGUAAUUUGCGAAAACUCUGGUCCGAAACCUCCCCUUGGCUCUGACCAGUGCGACAGAUACGUAGACGGUACAACGCUGCCUCCUCCGCCUCCAGUGGAACAGCCAGACCAUAACUGCACUGACGAUGCCGGUUUGAUGAAGUCCUCAGUAAUUGGUGAGGCAAGCAAAUUCUUUAUCCAUUAUCCCAACCACGAUCCUCUUGGUCCAGUUUCCUGUGAGCCUUACAACUUCAGCCUGUCGCUUUGCAAAUGCAAUGCCCCUGAAUAUGGUGGCGUCGAGUUCGGCUUCGAGGGCAGCUUCCAUACCGGAGGCAACAUUUCGGUCUGUCUACCUAACUCUCGUCGCAACGUGUACUUCGUCAACGAGUCCCGGGUUGAGGACCAGUCCGUGUACCUUGAUGGCAUGGGGCACAUCGAGUGUCUCCUUUUCAUACAAAAUAUCCCAAGGGCACCAUUUAGUGUAGCUCUGUGGGUCUAUGUGGAUCCCAUCGUCAGUGAUCAAAGAAAAGUGGCUUUGGUCAACAAUGCCAAGUGUAACAUCGCACCUACCUUUGAGUUGAGCGUGCAGGGUGGAGUGGUAGUUGUUACCAUUGUGACAGACAACGGUACUUUCUCAGCAAGCGGACAGUUGAGCGGAGCUUACCAGGGUGAGUGGCACCACUACCGUGCCUCUUACAAUGGCGCCAUCCUUUCACUGGACCUUGAGGGUUCUUUGGCCGCUGAGGUCCUUGCAGACGGUGAUUUGUUGAGCAAUGAGGCCGCAUGGGUCGUUGGCUUGAACUGCUAUCAAGAUACUCAGCAAGGGGCACCUACAUCUUCUCUCACUGGAUAUGUGAACCAGCUUUAUAUCGGCUUCGAGGAAUACAUAAGGCCUUAGAGAGAAACAGGUUUAUUGACCAGACAUGCAAGAUAUUUAUGCUAGAUAUAUUG
This is a messenger RNA of Lingula anatina, 1187 nucleotides long. RefSeq lists its product as uncharacterized. NCBI's taxonomy places the organism in Eukaryota, Metazoa, Brachiopoda, Lingulata, Lingulida, Lingulidae. The record is from RefSeq and is a predicted model, not a curated record. Gene Ontology annotation, molecular function: chitin binding.